AUGUCACGAUCUCCAGGCUCCGAAUCGGAGGCUCAACAGCUUUUGGGGCUUGUUGACCUACUCCGUGAAUCUGUGCUCACCGUUACGCAACAGUGGGAAAAGGAACGUAAUACGUCUGUCACGGACAAUUCUGCGCAGCAGACAGUGCCCAGUCAGGACUUGUUCGAGGCUCAAAGAAGAAUCGAGGCCAUCGCUGGCACACUCAUAGCACUCGUGGCAGAGCCUUCUCACAGGAUCCAGCAAGUGAUGACUCUGGCUGUCCAGGCGAGAGCACUAAUUCUAGCCACUGAGAUGAAAAUUCCAGACAAGUUGACAGCCGCUGGAAAGCAAGGAAUCCACGUCAGUAUGCUGUCAGAGCGUACCGGGAUCGAGUCUCGCAAACUUGAUAACCAGCAAUGGCCUUGUGGAGGCCCUCUGACGAGUGGGGUCCUUGUCCGUACAGCUCGCCUCAUGCGAACCUUGUGUACCAUUCACAUCUUCAAUGAGCCUGAAGAGAACCGCUUCACGAACAACCGCAUUUCACAAGUAUUAGUGGACAAUGAGCCGCUGAGGGCCCUGGUGCAGUUAGCGAGCAUGCACUCAUUUACAUCUGAGUUCUUAGGUAAAUACCUUCUGGGUCCGACGGGAUCCUCUUAUGAAAAAGACGAGACAGCGUUCCAGAUUGCACUUGGCACGGACAAGACGCAGUUCGACUGGUUCGCCGAGAAAGUCACAGUUGAGGAGCUCAAACAUGGAGGUCGCGGUACUGGCUACCCGGGAUUCUUCUCCAGGCCCUCCAGGCCUGAAGACGGCAACUGGGAGGGGCCAGACUCCAACGGGUUGAUAUCCCGCCCUGAACUGGCAAACUUCGGAAAAGCGAUGAUUGGCAGCGGAUCGGUCAAUAGUCCCGCUCAUGUUCUGGACUAUCCCUGGAGCAACCUCGGAAACGGUGCCACCGUCGUGGACGUGGGUGGCGGGGUUGGAGGUUUCGCACUUCAAAUGCUGAAAGCCCACCCUCACUUGCGGUUCGUCGUGCAGGACCGUCCCGAAGUUAUCAGUCAAGGAAAGAAUGAAGUCUUUCCCACUCAUGCGCCGUGGGCAUUGAAAGAUGACCACGUCACCUUUAUGGACCACGACUUUUUCCAACCCAACCCUGUUGUUGGCGCAGACUUCUCCAUCUCCAAGAGCCUGCAACAACAGCUAAUGGUCGCAAGACAUGAUUGGUCGGAUGAGCCGUGCCUCAAAAUUCUCAAAGCUCUCAAGGUCGCCAUGAGACCCAAUUCGAGGAUCCUCCUCGCGGAUUGCGUGCUAAAUACUACUUGCGGAUCUCCAGAUGUGCCCUCGGCUCCGGAUUUGUUGCCUGCCAAUUAUGGCUAUUGGUGCCAAUACAACCAUGUGCUCGGGAUGAUUAUGAUGGCAGAGAAUAAUGGGAUCGAGAGAACUGCAUCCGAAAUCAAAGAUCUGAUCACCAGGGCUGGAUUGAGGAUCAACAAGAUUUGGCCAGUCAGAAGUCUGGUGGGCAUAGUUGAGGUAAUGCUAUAG
This is a messenger RNA of Colletotrichum gloeosporioides, 1521 nucleotides long. RefSeq names its product O-methyltransferase tpcA. Bases 1 to 1521 code for a protein of 506 amino acids. Gene Ontology annotation, molecular function: O-methyltransferase activity. The record is from RefSeq and is a predicted model, not a curated record. The transcript is spliced from 5 exons. Lineage: Eukaryota; Fungi; Ascomycota; Sordariomycetes; Glomerellales; Glomerellaceae.